AUGGCCCUGUCUGACCCCAACCGCUCAGACCUUAGAAACGGCUCCGGCUCUCCACCGCAACAAACUUCUGAUCAAGCCUCUGUGCCUCCCACGCAACCCCAUUUCAUCCCCGAUGUCGCAGAGUCUCCGCGUACUUCUGAGAAGUCGAGCGGCAAUGGUCGUCCCCAAAAUCAGCCCAAUGGAGGUCCUGUCCAACCAACUUGGCCUGUUCAGCCGCCUACUGCACCACGCUCAAUGAGGUCCAAAAUCACCCCCCCGCCCCCGAGGAGAGCAGACACAUACAGACCUCCUGAGCGUCGCUUUCAGCACGAUCUUUACAGGCCUUCUUCGCAUCGUUACGGCGAUGAAGCAUUCUAUGAAAGCAGGGCCAGCGCCUCGGAUUGCUACAGACCACCAGCUCCCCGAUAUACUGAUGAUUUCCGCGAGGGUCAAAGAGUGAGCACAGGCCGGGAAGCCAGAAGAGAGUCAGGGCAAGAGUGGACCGACGAUAUGAGGCUAGAGUCGGGUCCUCCUCGACAGAAUGGCUGCGACUCAGAGAGUGGAAAAGGCAACGGACCAAGAGCCGAGAAAAAUAAAACUGUCCCUGCAAAUGGCAGUGGUAUUCCUGAUGAUGGUGGACGUGAAAAUCAACGUCAAGAUGGAAGCCUUCUGCGCUUGGCGUCGUGUGGCGAUCCCGGCACUGGAGACUGGACGCAGAACGCCGCCAAUGCUUCGUCCCAUACAGCGCCUCGAUUGCCCAACUCUCCUCCUCUUCCUGUCAUCUCUGCCGCCGCCGAUCAUGGAGUUCUGGACACGAUUGAGAAACAAUCUGUGGUAGAACCACCGGAUGACACCCCGUUCCUCAAAGCGCACCGAGAUAUGAUCAAUUUCUGCGCAUCGCGACUAUCGAAUGAAGAAACCGCUUCAACCUCAUCGACGACCACGUCCCGAAGUCGGAACUUUUGCAGGGCUUGUGGCGUGUCUGGAAACCACGUGACACCUCUGGUCCCCUGCAGCAGGUGCCGAAAAGGCUACCAUGACCGUUGCGGUAAUCCAAAACCGCAGCAGAGUCCGAACCUCGACGACUUCGUUUGUGGCCAAUGCUUACGAAAACAAGAACGCGAAAGAGCUGAGAGAGACCAUUCGAGGCGAAACAGCCUUGAUCGAUAUUCUCCAAUGGAUACUCCCAAUCCUCCCAAGGAACCAUCUAAUCAGGAUCACAGUGACGGCAACAACAAGGGCACCAUCACUGAGGAUACCCAUUCACUUCGUCCGCAAUCUUCGAAUUUGACCAUGGAUCACCAACCAGAGGCCUCAAACAGGAUGGUUCCAGAAGAAAUGGCGGCUCAGGGAACGUUGUACAAGCACAUUACAUGCCCGUUUUGGAAGCAUGACGGUUGCUACCUCUUUGAAGGUCACUGCUUGUAUGCCCAUAAAGAGACGGGUCGAGAUGCCCCGUAUGGAAAUCAACCGGCAAAGGACUUCACAUGCUCAAGAUGGAGGAAUGGGACUUGUUUGAGAAAUCCAAACGAUUGUCUCUAUGCGCACAAAGACACCGGACUCUACCUCGGCCCCGAUUGUCAUCCGUCUCGCAAACAUAUCACCUGCUACUACUGGAAGUUCCAUGCUCAGUGCAACAAGCGUGACGAAGAUUGCCCCUUUGCACACCAUCCCACGGGAACAGUCGCUUUCCAACCCCUUAAAGAAUCGAUAUCAAUCCCAGGCAACAACUCGCUAAGGGAAUACAUUUGUCCUCGAUGGCAAGCCUCGUACAAGUGCCAGUUUCACAAGCACGGAUGUCCCUACAUGCAUUCGUUUGGCGGGAAAUCCUGUUUCAGCCUCAACAAUCUAUCCGAGGCGCGUCAAGCCCGGGAGUCGCAGUCCGGGACCUUUAGUACCCACUCACUUUCUGCGGGGUCCAUUCCGAAUCAAUCAGCAAUUCCGCCUUGGGUUCAGAGUACGCAACACACACCCAUUUUGGUCGCCCAAGCGCGCACUGCAGUAAAUGAAGACCUGCACGCAGCUGUCAACAAGCCAGAACAAUCGAUCCUUCCAACAGCCAAGUCAGCUACCAACUCUCCAUUCUGGUCGGGAGUUCCCGCCUCAUCACUCCCGACUGGCCCGGAAGAGCAACCCCCCAAACCCAUCAAGCACAUGGCCCGAAGAAGUGCAAUCUCAUUCGACCCCCGGAAGAACAGAAAGCAGCCAAGGGCAGAAAAUCCGGCCUCGACCCAUUCUACGCAGGACGAAUGCCCUCCUUCUCUGCAUACAGAGUCCCAGUCUUCUUCUAGUGGCGUCGCAUCAGAUACAAAUGCUUCGAAUGGAGAGACUUCUGAAACUACCGCCGUGACAGGUGCAAGAAAGCAUUGCGAUGUCUGUCAUAAGGCCAUUCUUGGAUCUAGUUCUCGCUGUGUCAAAUGCUCAACGCCGGAGGAAAAGCGAGCUGCGGCAGACUCGGGUUGUUCUGCUUCCGCGGCUGACGCCAAUGUCAUCGAUGAUGACCUUUUUUUCAUUGCGUCACAAUCUAAGAAGCAAACUCAAGAUUCCCAAGAUCAAACAAGCUCUGCGACACUCCAGCAAUACUUGGUCGCGAACACACUGAAGAGGACCGCCCCAGAGGAUAGAUUGUUCGUCCCCAAAAAGAGGCCCAAAGUCGCACAACUAUCACUGGAUCAGGCAGCACACUCUUUGCGUCAACCGAUUCAGAAAGAAAGCGUGACGAUCAACAGGGAAGCUAAUCAGGUGCAGAAAAAGGCCUCACUAGAGGAAUUAACGAGGCUUGCCCGGCUUGAGAUAAAGACGACCCGAGAAAGGUUCUCGACGUCAGCGUCAAAGACAACGCAAGCUGUACUGCAGGAUAGUCGUGUCAAACAUUCUAACGUUCAGGCCUCGGGCUUCCAGGAUCCCGAUUCACCUCAUCAGCGUGAGGGACGUUUGGCAAUAUCCACCGAAAGUCUUCCAGGACGCGAUAGGAGUGUCUCCAAUAGUCUUUCUGCCUUCAGCGGUCUCGCUCUCUCCGGGCUCCUCUCUACCUCCAAUGGCCCUUCUACUUCUAGAGGUAUUUCUAACUCCAAUGGUCUCCUUCAGCCAGCUUAUGAAGUUGAAGCUGAGACACCAGUCAUAUUGUAUCCUGCUGAUACCGAAUCUUCAAGUGUGGGUGACAAAAAUGGCGCAACACCCACCGAACAAGUAUCCCAUCGUCUUGUUGCAGAAAGUGACUUCACAGAAGAAGAGGAGACUCUCUUUAGAGACGCUUACGCUCGGAACCCUAAGAGCUGGACGAAGAUUGCGGAAUGUCUACCAGGACGAACCCAACACGACUGCAUCAGACACUACCACUCUACGAGACUUCGCGCCAACUACGAAUGGGUGGCUGGCGGUCAUCCACUUCAAGACAAGCAAUGGACAUUCAUCGACGAAAGUACUGCGAAGAAUCGCACGCCGGUUUCCAAGAAAUUCGUCCGGGAAAACGGCGACAAACACCCAGAGAAGGAACCAGCACCCCUAUCCAACAACGUUGUUCAGGCGGGAAGCCUUGUUCCUGUGGAUUCUGUCCGUUCUCCUCAUUCGAAAAUCUCUCCUAUGCCACCUGAGUUGUGCAUCAGCAUGGCCUCACAUCGGGAAGAAGAUGUGCUGCUUGACACUAUCUUCGAUCGCGCAGACGACGUGAUGUUUGACAAUGACUCCGAUCGAGAAGGUGAUUUGAUGCUUGAAAAGUCCUCCAACAUUCCUGUUGAGGAGGUGCAAGAAGAUGUACCAAAUCCAACUCGGUUGUCACCGUUCGGUCAGGCCACAAUGACGCCGGGUCCCUCUCGAUUCGCGGUAGAGACUGAGGACGAUAAUGACGUACGGCUGGCUCAACGUAGAAGGAUCGAAUCAACUAAGCAAGGUAGACGACAAGUGACAUUGUUGUCACCGCCAGUCCAGCGGACCGAGGGCCAUACCAAAUCUCCAAAGCAACCGAGAAAGUCUGGUCAAAUGGAUUUGCCGAAUUCUGAAGCACCAAAUUCUUUGACCACAAUCGAGAUGGAGCAGCCUGUGUGGAGCAAGGAUGAUGAACAACGCGCCAUGGCGAAAUUACGAGCUCGAGGUGUCCGGUUCGAGUCCGAUUCUGAAUCGGAAGAAGACGUGGAUGACGACUUGAACUGGUUUGCGCCUCAAAGACCUAUCGACCCGCUCUGGCAACCACCACAGAAAUCAUCCAACCUUUUUGAUAUCGAUCCCAAACUUGAUCUCAGGGAUAGUGACAAUCUUGUGGCAGCUCUCCAGCUUUUGCAGCCACGACAAAAGAAUGCGCCUUCCAAAAAGCAGAUGGUCGGAAAUCUGCUGAAAUAUCAAUGCCGAGAUCACCGACGAAAGUUUGGCAACCCUCAUCAGGAAGUGGAGCGCCACAUUGAGGGGGUGGAAGUGACAGUUGUUGUGCAAUGUCAAACCAGGCCAGCGACACCGGAUCCUUUCGCUGUAGACAGAUUCGAAAAGAAAAAGGUGACCACGACUUUCCAAGAAUUCAUUGGUGUUCCCGAGGAGCCAAUCAUCGACUUGGGAAGAAAUAAAGAUGAGCUGGUUUUUAGAGAAGGGAAAACCGAUCGAGUCAAGAAUCCUCGUCGACCCUCGAGACCAAGGAGAGUUACGGAUGACGAGAAAUUCCCUUUUUUGUACAGCAAAUGA
This is a messenger RNA of Rhinocladiella mackenziei CBS 650.93, 4647 nucleotides long. RefSeq lists its product as uncharacterized. Bases 1 to 4647 code for a protein of 1548 amino acids. Gene Ontology annotation, molecular function: metal ion binding. The transcript has 2 exons. Lineage: Eukaryota; Fungi; Ascomycota; Eurotiomycetes; Chaetothyriales; Herpotrichiellaceae. The record is from RefSeq and is a predicted model, not a curated record.